CUGAUGAAUUACCCGGGAUCGAGUGACGCAGCUGCAACAGAUGGUCAUAUAAAGCGUUGAAUUCCAACAACGCGUAUCUAACAUAGUACUACUCCCUAAACCGCGCGAUUCCCCCGUUGAUCUUGGGCCACUGUUGCAUUUAACAACGACUACUAUGGCUGAGAUAAAUGGUCCUUCUGUCCGGACCGCCGUCCCAGGACCGCUCACAAACAGCUCCAAGACAGAGCUGGACACCAUCUUCGAUGCCAGAACUGUGCAGAUGGUGAUCGACUAUGACAGAAGUUCUGGAAAUUAUUUAGUUGAUGUCGAUGGUAACACAUAUCUGGAUGUCUACGCCCAGAUCGCCUCGAUCCCUGUGGGAUAUAACAACCCUACAUUGAUCAAGGCAGCGCAGUCACCUGUCAUGGUCUCAGCCCUGGUUAAUCGCCCAGCGAUCGGAAAUUUUCCUUCUCAUCACUGGUUGAAUAUUCUGCGCGAAGGACUCAUGCGCGUGGCUCCACGCGGAUGCACGCAGGUCUUUACGGCGCAAUCGGGAUCGGAAGCCAACGAGCUGGCUUUCAAGGCCACUUUCAUGGCAUAUCAGCAACGAUUACGAGGCUCCACUCCAUGGUCUGAUCAUGAGCUAGAAUCUGUCAUGAAUAACCAGGGGCCCGGGACCCCCGAGUUGGCUAUUCUGAGCUUCAAAAACUCCUUCCACGGCCGAGGGUUCGCUAGUCUAUCCGCCACGCGCUCCAAGCCGGUGCACAAAAUGGAUAUUCCCGCGUUCAAAUGGCCGCAGGCCACUUUCCCUGCGCUCAAAUACCCAUUGGACGAGCAUGAGGAAGAGAACAAACAGGAAGAAGCGCGCUGUCUGCUGGAAAUCAAGCACAUUGUCGAUUCCUGGCACUGCCCUGUAGCCGGGAUCAUUGUGGAGCCGAUCCAAAGCGAGGGCGGCGACAAUCACGCCUCCCCGCAGUUUUUCCAGGAAUUGCAAGCCAUCACAAAGUCUCGCGGGAUGAGUCUUAUCGUCGAUGAGGUUCAGACUGGCUUUGGAGCCACGGGCAAGUUCUGGGCUCAUGAACAUUGGAAUCUGCCCUCCGCACCGGACCUCGUCACUUUCUCCAAGAAAGCGCAGACGGCGGGUUACUUUUUCAGUGACAGUAAUCUUCGACCGGAUAAGGCGUAUCGCCAGUUUAAUACCUGGAUGGGCGAUGCUGCCCGAGUCAUCAUGUCCAAUGCCGUGGUUGACGAGAUUCUCAGCAAGGAUCUAGUCUCAGAAACUGCCCGCAUUGGCAAUAUACUCUACGACAACAUCGCCUCCUUGGCCAGCCGGUAUCCGAACUUCAUCCUCAACCUCCGAGGCAAGGGCAAAGGCACCUACAUCGCGUUUGACACCCCUGAUUCUAGUGCCUUGCUGAAAGAGAUGCGGAGCUUGGGAAUCAAUAUCGGUAGUUGCGGUGUUUCGACUAUUCGUCUGCGCCCAAUGCUCAUCUUCAAGGAAUGUCAUAUCUCGCCCUUGCUUGAAGCCCUGGAGACCGCAUUCUUGAGAUUGCAGGGUUAG
This is a messenger RNA of Aspergillus steynii IBT 23096, 1540 nucleotides long. Its product is annotated as 4-aminobutyrate aminotransferase. The record is from RefSeq and is a predicted model, not a curated record. Gene Ontology annotation, cellular component: mitochondrion. The transcript has 4 exons. Bases 155 to 1540 code for a protein of 461 amino acids. NCBI's taxonomy places the organism in Eukaryota, Fungi, Ascomycota, Eurotiomycetes, Eurotiales, Aspergillaceae. Gene Ontology annotation, molecular function: pyridoxal phosphate binding. Gene Ontology annotation, biological process: GABA catabolic process.